Messenger RNA from Chrysochloris asiatica (Cape golden mole), 4197 nucleotides. RefSeq names its product eukaryotic translation initiation factor 3, subunit A (gene EIF3A). Gene Ontology annotation, cellular component: multi-eIF complex; eukaryotic translation initiation factor 3 complex, eIF3m; eukaryotic translation initiation factor 3 complex, eIF3e. The transcript has 22 exons. Gene Ontology annotation, biological process: formation of cytoplasmic translation initiation complex; translation reinitiation. The coding region runs from base 133 to 4197 and encodes 1354 amino acids. Gene Ontology annotation, molecular function: translation initiation factor activity; mRNA binding. NCBI's taxonomy places the organism in Eukaryota, Metazoa, Chordata, Mammalia, Afrosoricida, Chrysochloridae. The record is from RefSeq and is a predicted model, not a curated record.
GUCUCUAGCCGGCUGGGCGCGGGCGACUACUGGCGAGGCGCGUGGAAGCCCGCGCCGGUUCCCCUUGGUCUCCGCACCUCCCGGGUCACUACGGAGUUCACUGACGCCGGGUGAACUGAGUCUGCCGCCAAGAUGCCGGCCUACUUCCAGAGGCCGGAAAAUGCCCUCAAACGCGCUAACGAGUUUCUUGAAGUUGGCAAAAAGCAGCCUGCUUUGGAUGUCCUUUAUGAUGUUAUGAAAAGUAAGAAACACCGAACAUGGCAAAAGAUACACGAACCUAUUAUGUUGAAAUACUUGGAGCUUUGUGUGGAUCUUCGCAAGAGCCACCUGGCAAAGGAAGGGUUAUACCAGUAUAAGAAUAUUUGUCAGCAGGUAAACAUCAAAUCUCUAGAGGAUGUUGUUAGGGCAUAUUUGAAAUUGGCAGAAGAAAAAACUGAAGCUGCAAAAGAAGAAUCCCAGCAGAUGGUUUUAGAUAUAGAAGAUCUGGAUAAUAUUCAAACUCCUGAGAGUGUUCUCCUGAGUGCUGUAAGUGGGGAAGACACUCAGGAUCGAACCGACAGACUGCUUUUAACUCCCUGGGUUAAGUUCCUGUGGGAGUCCUACAGGCAGUGUUUGGACCUUCUGCGGAACAAUUCUAGAGUGGAGCGCCUCUACCAUGAUAUCGCCCAGCAAGCUUUCAAAUUCUGCCUCCAAUACACUCGUAAGGCUGAGUUCCGAAAGCUGUGUGACAAUUUGAGGAUGCACUUGUCGCAGAUUCAACGCCACCAUAACCAGAGUACAGCCAUUAAUCUCAACAACCCUGAGAGCCAGUCCAUGCAUCUGGAAACCAGACUUGUUCAGUUGGACAGUGCUAUCAGCAUGGAGCUGUGGCAGGAAGCUUUCAAAGCUGUGGAAGAUAUUCAUGGACUGUUCUCCUUGUCUAAAAAACCACCGAAACCUCAGUUGAUGGCAAAUUACUAUAACAAAGUCUCCACUGUGUUUUGGAAAUCUGGAAAUGCUCUUUUUCAUGCAUCCACACUCCAUCGUCUUUAUCACCUGUCUAGAGAAAUGAGGAAGAAUCUUACACAAGAGGAGAUGCAACGAAUGUCUACUAGAGUCUUGCUGGCCACCCUUUCCAUCCCCAUUACCCCUGAGCGCACGGAUAUCGCUCGUCUCCUGGAUAUGGAUGGUAUUAUCGUUGAAAAACAACGCCGCCUUGCAACGCUUCUGGGGCUUCAGGCCCCGCCAACACGAAUUGGCCUGAUUAAUGAUAUGGUCAGAUUCAAUGUCCUUCAGUACGUUGUCCCGGAAGUGAAAGAUCUUUACAAUUGGCUAGAAGUUGAAUUUAACCCACUAAAGCUCUGUGACAGAGUCACAAAGGUUCUAAAUUGGGUUAGGGAACAACCCGAAAAGGAACCAGAGUUACAACAGUAUGUCCCACAACUGCAAAACAAUACCAUACUACGCCUUCUGCAGCAGGUGGCACAAAUUUAUCAGAGCAUCGAGUUUGCUCGUUUGACUUCUCUGGUUCCUUUUGUUGAUGCUUUCCAACUGGAACGGGCCAUAGUAGAUGCAGCCAGGCACUGUGACCUUCAGGUUCGAAUUGACCACACAUCUCGGACCCUUAGCUUUGGAUCUGAUUUGAAUUAUGCGACUCGAGAAGAUGCUCCCCUUGGUCCUCAUUUGCAAAGCAUGCCUUCUGAACAGAUAAGAAAUCAGCUGACGGCCAUGUCCUCUGUACUCGCAAAAGCACUGGAAGUCAUUAAACCAGCUCAUAUUCUGCAAGAGAAAGAGGAACAGCAUCAGUUAGCUGUCACUGCAUACCUAAAAAAUUCACGAAAAGAGCAUCAACGUAUCCUGGCUCGCCGUCAAACAAUUGAGGAAAGGAAAGAACGGCUUGAGAGUCUAAAUAUCCAACGUGAGAAAGAAGAAUUGGAGCAGAGAGAAGCUGAACUCCAGAAAGUACGGAAGGCUGAAGAAGAGAGACUGCGACAGGAGGCAAAGGAACGCGAGAAGGAGCGUAUUUUACAGGAGCAUGAACAAAUCAAAAAGAAAACUGUUCGAGAACGUUUGGAACAGAUCAAGAAAACAGAACUGGGUGCCAAAGCGUUCAAAGAUAUUGAUAUUGAAGAUCUUGAAGAAUUGGAUCCAGAUUUCAUUAUGGCCAAACAGGUGGAGCAGCUGGAGAAAGAAAAGAAAGAGCUCCAAGAACGUCUAAAGAAUCAAGAAAAGAAGAUCGACUAUUUUGAAAGAGCUAAACGUUUGGAAGAAAUUCCCUUGAUAAAGAGUGCUUAUGAAGAGCAGAGAAUUAAAGACAUGGAUCUGUGGGAACAACAGGAAGAAGAAAGGAUAACUACCAUGCAGCUAGAACGCGAAAAGGCUCUUGAACAUAAGAACCGAAUGUCACGGAUGCUUGAAGACAGAGACUCGUUUGUGAUGCGACUCAAGGACGCACGGCAGUCUGUGUACGAGGAAAAACUCAAACAGUUUGAAGAGCGACUAGCAGAAGAAAGACAUAAUCGCCUGGAAGAACGUAAAAGGCAACGGAAAGAAGAACGCAGGGUGACUUAUUACAGAGAAAAAGAAGAAGAGGAGCAAAGGAGGGCUGAAGAACAAAUGCUCAAAGAGCGUGAAGAGAGAGAGCGUGCGGAGCGAGCAAAGCGCGAGGAAGAGAUGCGGGAGUAUCAGGAGCACGUCAAGAAAUUAGAAGAAGUAGAAAGGAAAAAACGCCAGAGAGAAUUGGAAAUCGAAGAGAGAGAACGUCGUCGAGAAGAAGAGCGAAGGCUUGGUGACGAUCCACUUUCUAGAAAGGAUUCUCGUUGGGGAGAGUCAGAGAGCACGUGGAGAAAAGGACCUGAAGUGGAAUCUGAGUGGAGACGGGGCCCACUAGAAAAGGAGAGGAGGCGGGAUGAGGACAGGCCUGUUGUUAGAAGAGAUGAAGAUAGAUCAAGGCGCUUGGGGGAUGAUGACGAGAGGGAGUCUUCUGUCAGAGCAGAGGAUGAGCGACUUCCUCGGCGAGGUAUGGAUGAAGAGCGAGGUCUCAGAAGGGGUCCUGAUGAAGACCGUUUCCCCCGCCGCGGGGCAGACGAUGAUCGACCUUCCUGGCGUAAUGCGGAUGAUGACAGGCCUCCCAGACGGUUCGGUGAUGAAGAUCGGGCAAGCUGGCGUCAUGCUGAAGAUGACCGACCGCUUAGACGAGGACUGGAGGAGGACAGAGGAACCUGGCGAGCUGCUGAUGAUGACAGAGGACCAAGACGUGGGCUGGAUGAAGACCGGAGUCUGCGGCGAGGAGGUCCUGAUGAUGAGCGAUCAUCCUGGCGCAAUGCUGAUGAUGACCGUGGUCCCAGGCGGGGCAUGGAUGAGGACCGGGGUCCCAGGCGGGGCAUGGAUGAGGACCGGGGUCCCAGGAGGGGCAUGGAUGAGGACCGGGGUCCCAGGAGGGGCAUGGAUGAGGACCGAGGACCUUGGAGGAAUGCCGAUGAUGAUAGAAUUCCCAGGCGCGGUGCAGACGAUGACAGGGGGCCUUGGCGAAACACAGAUGAUGAUCGGCUCUCGAGACGUGCUGAUGACGAUCGGACUCCCAGGCGGGGUGAGGACUCCAGACCUGGUCUCUGGAGACCAUUUGGGAAGCCAGGUGGAUGGAGGGAUCGAGAAAAAGCCCGAGAAAACAGUUGGGGUCCACGGCAAGAAUCAAGACCAUCAGAAGACUCUGAAUGGGAUAGAGAAAAAGAAAGGGACCGAGAUAAUCAAGGUCGGGACGAGAACGACAAGGAUCCUGAGCGCGAGAGAGACAGAGAGCGAGAUGGGGAUCGCGAGGACCGCUUCCGACGACCUAGGGAUGAGGGUGGCUGGAGAAAAGGACCAGCUGAGGAAUCUUCGAGCUGGAGAGAUUCGAGCCGCCGGGAUGACUGGGACGACCGGCGUCGUGAUCUGAGAGACAGGCGGGAUGACCGAGACAGGAGAGGCCCUCCCCUCAGAUCAGAGCGUGAAGAAGUCAGUUCUUGGAGGCGUGCUGAUGACAGGAAAGAGGACCGGGCAGAAGAACGGGAGACCCUCCGCCGUGUGCCUCCCCCAGCUCUUUCAAGAGACCGAGAGCGUGAUCGAGAACGCGAGAGUGAGAAAGAGAAGGCUGCAGGGAAAGCAGAGAAAGAGAAGGACUCUCUUCGUCGCGCUAAGAACGAGACCGAUGAAGAUGGCUGGACUACUGUGCGGCGUUAA